Molecule: messenger RNA, 2046 nt
Organism: Danaus plexippus (monarch butterfly)
Lineage: Eukaryota; Metazoa; Arthropoda; Insecta; Lepidoptera; Nymphalidae
Gene: Nemp
Product: nuclear envelope integral membrane protein
Exons: 8
Coding region: 284-1525 (413 amino acids)
Cellular component (GO): nuclear envelope
Source: RefSeq, a predicted model, not a curated record
GUUCUAAAAUAAUAAAAAACGCGAAGUGAAAUCCGAAAAUCGUAGUUAUAUUUAAAAAAAAAUUAUCUGUGCUGUAUAAGGAUUCUAUUAUCUUUUUUAUUAUGACAUAAGCUGUCAAACAAUGUUCAAAGUUUUCUUUGCAGUACUUGUACCUAAACAUCUUACAUCUUCAAUAUUUACAAAGCUUAAACAUUGAUUACCUGUCGUUUAAAAAAUAAUAUUGUUAAGUUUUUCCUACAUCGCAUAUAAUAAGCAUGAAAAUUAUUUGCUUUUCCAACUAAGAAUGGAAAGGAUUUUUGUAUUGUUUUGUUUAUUGUUAUAUAUCAGCGAAGUAUUCACAUUACCUUACGACGUUCACUGGCUACAUGGCUCUGCAACUAUAGAUCGUGAUAUACAACCCUUAAAGCAAAAUGUAGAUGUGUAUUGUUACCCUGGUUCACCAAAAAAUUUAAUGGCAUUAUGGCAAACAGCAAAGUUCCAUAUAAAGAUAAAGGAUGAUGAGUUCAGCCAAUAUAUCGGCAAUACUCCUGAGCAAGUGUACAAUGACUAUAAAGAGGAUAGCUUUAGCUGGACGGUUGUGAAUCCCUUUCUAAAAAAAUCCUACAGAACGGUAUCACUUGACAUUUUCACACCGACCUGUAUGGCAAUUAAUACUAAACAGAAGCAUACCAUUGAAUUGCAGAUACAAAGAAUAGAUUUAUGGAGGGUUCUGAUGAUGGUAAUUGGUAUAAGUGCUAUAUUUGCAUCCCGAUCACUAAGUGGUAAUCCUGUUUUCUUUUACCUAUGUGGUAUUAUUGUUGGUGUAUCAGCCUCUUUUAUGUUGCUUGUGUACUAUGUCAGCAAGCUACUGCCAAAAAAAACCUUAACAUAUGGUAUAUUAAUUGGAGGUUGGACGGUCGGUGUAUACAUAUUCCAACAGAUGUGGGAAAACAUCCGCAGUAUUGUUACAACAUAUCAGGCAUAUUUAUUUUGGUACACUCUACUGGUGGGAUUCAUCAGUUUUGUGGUCUGCUAUAGGAUUGGCCCACCAAAGAAUCAGAGAAGCAAGAAUCUUGUCAUGUGGACAUUACAAGGCUUGGGUGCAUUCACUAUUUUCUUUAGCAGCCAGUACCAAGAGGCUUCAGCAGCUGUAGCCGUGGCCACUCUUAUCGUGAAGUACUUCCCACAGUCGCUGAUCGUAGCUGUACAGGGAUACUGGCUUCGUAAGUUCCCGCCUAAACCGAAGCUACUCACAAGUGAAGAGUAUUACGAAGAGGGGGCUCGGGAAACUAAGAAGGCCCUGGAUAACCUUAGAAAAUACUGCUCUAGUCCGGACUGUGCUCAGUGGAACAUAAUGCUUAAGUUACACGACGCCAAAAGAUUCGCAAGUUUCGUAGAGGGCAAUUCUCAUUUGAGCGACGACGAAGUGUUAGGUUAUGAAUCGUAUGCGUUCUCAAUGGAACGUUCAAAAUCGAUCUCAAAUUCCACCAGAGAUCACAUGGAGAUAUCCGAUGAUGAUUCCACGGAGUACGACGAAGAUGAUUGAGGGAAAAAAAAUAUGACCCAAAUAAUGUUUCGAUUCGGGGAGAAUUAGUGGAUAUGGCAAUAAAUUGUCGCCAGUGUAAAGCGCGCUUCAAGUUAAUGAAGUGCAUAUAUUUUGGAUGGAAUGUUAUUUUGUUUGGAUUCUUUUAAUUUAACCGACCCCAGAAGUAAUGAGUGAAGUGAAGUCAUCAGUAUAGUUUCCUUCUCAACAUUCUUUAUAAGUCAUUCUAUGUAUUAUACCUUUCUUUUAUAUAAGAUUUUCUAUUAAUUUUGCUGUGUUAUUUUUAUCAGUCUUCGGUAUCAACAUCGAAUAAAAUUACUAACAAGAAUCUUCAUCGGGAUAUGUGAAUGGCUCCGAUUGAUUAAAUUAUAAGAAAACAAUUGUAUGUUAGUAAUAAUUUAUUUUAUAUAAUUCAUUAUGUUAGCACCAUAUAAGUUUGGUUAUUCAAGACAAUUAAUUUGUAUGAUUUUUUUGUGUUCCUUAUAUUUAAGUCAAGUUUUUCAAAUAAAUUUGUUUCAAUAACA